GCGCCCUACGCGCGGAAAAAGGGGAGAGCAAGGGGCGGGAGCAGGGUUCGCGAUCGCACGCCACGUGACUCGGCUGCCAAGUCCGCCAGCGAGUUUGACAGAAGUUUGAAUCGGACUCGGGGGUUUUCUGCAGCCGGCGGGGCAGCGCGGCGGACAGAGCCUCCGAGAGCGCGAGCAGCAGCGCCCCCACGACCCAGCCCGCCAGCCUGGAGCCCGGCCUGCCCACGGCCUCGAGCCCGCCGCCCCCAGCGCCCCCGCGCGCCCCGCAGCCUCCCGGCCAGGGAGUCGAACCCUUGCACUGCGCCCCGACGCGCCAGCAUGUCCUCGACGGAGAGCCCCGGUCGCACCUCGGACAAGUCUCCGCGGCAGCAGGUGGACCGCCUGCUCCUGGGGCUGCGCUGGCAGCGCCUGGAGGAGCCGCUGGGCUUCAUCAAAGUUCUCCAGUGGCUCUUUGCUAUUUUCGCCUUCGGGUCCUGCGGCUCUUACAGCGGGGAGACGGGAGCCUUGGUUCUCUGCAACAACGAAGCCAAGGACGUGAGCUCCAUCAUUGUUUUGUUCGGCUAUCCCUUCAGGUUGUACCAGGUCCAGUAUGAAAUGCCCCUCUGUGAUCAGGACUCCACCUCCAAAACCAUGAACCUCAUGGGAGACUUCUCUGCCCCCGCCGAGUUCUUUGUGACCCUUGGCAUCUUUUCCUUCUUCUAUACAAUGGCUGCCCUGGUCAUCUACCUGCGCUUCCACAAACUCUACACGGAGAACAAACGCUUUCCAUUGGUGGAUUUCUGUGUGACUGUCUCUUUCACCUUCUUUUGGCUGGUUGCUGCCGCUGCCUGGGGCAAGGGCUUGACUGACGUCAAAGGGGCCACCCGGCCAUCCAGCCUGACUGCAGCCAUGUCUGUGUGCCAUGGAGAGGAGGCAGUGUGCAGCGCCGGGGCCACGCCCUCUAUGGGGCUGGCAAACCUCUCUGUGCUCUUUGGCUUUAUCAACUUCUUCCUGUGGGCUGGAAACUGUUGGUUUGUGUUCAAAGAGACCCCGUGGCACGGCCAAGGCCAGGACCAGGGCCAGGGCCCCAGCCAGGAGAGUGCAGCGGAACAGGGGGCAGUGGAGAAGCAGUAAGCAGCCUUCAUCUGCCUACUCCCCAACUGGACGGCACCUUGUCAUCUCCUCCAGCUUCUACAGGACCUCCUCCUCCUCCUCCUCCUCUUCCUCCUCCUCCUCCCUUCCCCAUCGUUCUGGACUUUAAGAUUUGAGAGAAUGGAUGGGUGGGCAUCAGCUGUUGGUAACCUCCACUGGCUUCCUAUCCCUCAUCCUGCUGGGGCAGCAAAUGGCAGGAUCUCAGCACUUCUUGUCUGCUGCCUGGACUGAAGCAUCUUACUUGGGGAAGUUGACUGGCAACCUUGCCCUGAGUUCUGUGUGGAGGGCCCACCAGUGAUUUUGUGGCAUCCCUCAAUAGCUGGCAUCUAAUCUGUAUCCUAUCUCUAGCCCUCCCAGAGCCCAGUGUGCUCCCACCAUGUGUGAAGCAGGGAGACCCAUUAUCCUAUCAGAGGUCCCUCUAAGGAUCCACAUGAGGCCCGGACCCAAUGGGAGCAGAGAGAGUUGCAAGUGCAUUGCAGCACCAAGGAAGAAAAUGAGGAAAGUUGCUGGCAGAUUAAGUUUUCUGUUCCCUCAGUCCUUCCUUUCCCUCAGCUGGAACACUUUCGGUAGCACCCUCUAUGCCACUUACUCAUGAAACCCCUUACUCCCUUCUCCUUCUCGGCCUUGGUUUUGUGGGCUUUGGGAGGGCCUGAAGGACCAUCGUGACAUGAGAUGCCCAGGAGUCCCGGGACAUGGAUACAUGGGCCCACCUGUCCCUUACUGUCUGUUCAUUUUCUCAAGCCAGCACCUUUUCUAGUUCUUUCAAACCUUUCUGUCCCCAUCUUUACAAAGAGGGUUAUCUGUGCUUGUCUCUCACCUCCAUGCAGUAGCCAGGCCCCAUCCUUCCCCAGUCCUGGGCAGCCCGAUGCUAUUGGUGCUUCUUCAUUUCGGGACCCAGUUCCAUAUUUGUCUUUGGUGUGUCUCCUCUCCCUGAUUCCUCCUGUCAUCCCUCUUUGGGCCCAAGGCCAGAGGGUACCAACUGGGCAAAUGCCAUCUGCCUUUUACCCAGAUCAAAACCCCGUGAUCUACCCUGGCAGUAGGGUUGCUUAGGGAAAGAUGAUAAAGAAGGAAGAAACCAGCCAUUUCCCAAUUUAGUGGCAAUUGUCCCACUUAGCACCCCAAAGAUGAAUGUGCCUUAUGCCAACCUGUCCUCAAGACAUGGUCGACCCUCUCCAACCCCCUUGCCUUCCUCAACACUACCCACAUCAAGAUGUAUUUCUUGAGGGCCCAGGGCUUAGAAUCCUUAACUUUGGGCUGUUCAUUUCUUCUUUGGGUUACAAUUCCCCCACUCGUCAAAGGAAGUGGGGUAUUUACACACUUCCACAUGCUCCCGAGCCCUUCAGUAAAAUAAUCUGGAAUUUU
This is a messenger RNA of Mus caroli (Ryukyu mouse), 2493 nucleotides long. RefSeq names its product synaptophysin like 2 (gene Sypl2). Gene Ontology annotation, cellular component: synaptic vesicle membrane; synaptic vesicle. Lineage: Eukaryota; Metazoa; Chordata; Mammalia; Rodentia; Muridae. The record is from RefSeq and is a predicted model, not a curated record.